Molecule: messenger RNA, 2572 nt
Organism: Petromyzon marinus (sea lamprey)
Lineage: Eukaryota; Metazoa; Chordata; Hyperoartia; Petromyzontiformes; Petromyzontidae
Biological process (GO): protein localization to plasma membrane; regulation of adenylate cyclase-activating G protein-coupled receptor signaling pathway
Cellular component (GO): endoplasmic reticulum; plasma membrane
Molecular function (GO): type 4 melanocortin receptor binding; type 3 melanocortin receptor binding; type 1 melanocortin receptor binding
Source: RefSeq, a predicted model, not a curated record
GAGGGGCGUGGUGAGGGGCGGGGUUCCCUGCCCGUGUUGUGCUGCAGCUGCUGAUGCGACGCUGCAGGGUACAGUGCAGUAUUUAUAAACUCUCUCUCUCGGGGACUAUUACACGGCGAGGCGUCCCGGCCACAGUAACGAGGAGUGGGGACCACCGCGGAGAAAGGGCGGCGUGCUCAGCCCGGUGCCAGGUGAGGGUGGAUGUGACGAGAGGCUGAGAGCGCGCGAACUUGACUCACCGCAGGGCAUCACAGUCGCACAGCGCCUCUCCAUAGCUCAGUGGAGGAGUCGUUGGCACGUUGAACUUCUUGCGCGCCGUACGUAGCCAGCCGUGCUCAUCCGAGGCAUAGUUUAGCCACCGUUUGUCUGCGCGCCUUCAACGGAGGGCGAGGAACAGGAAAACCACUCAGGCUCCUAACUCCACGGCGUGGCGAGCAACCUCCACAUUGGCAUCGAGGAAUGGAAGGGCGCUGAUGCCUUCAGCCGUGCUGAGGGAUCGCUCCCUCAGAGUGGGGACAGCUAUGCCAGGAAACGCGCUUCCCAACGCCAGCUACUCGCACCAGGACGAAUCUCUGGAGUACGAGUACUACUACGAAUACGAUGAGAUUUCCUUCGAAGACCUCACGGUGAACAAAUAUUCCAUCGUCAUCGGGUUUUGGUGUGGACUCACACUGCUCAUCUGCCUCCUCUUCAUCAUCUCGUCGCUGCUCUUCCAUCUCGGCACGCGCAGUGGGAGCAGGCAGAACAGCUGGUGGAGGCGGUCGAGCAGCGUGAAGAGCCUGCACAUGGAGGUGAGCACGCUGAGCGACCAGGCCGAGGGCAGCUCCGGCACCGACGCCGACAACCUCAUUACCUACGCGACGUGCGGCAACAACGGCGGCGGCGGCGGCGGCGGCAACACCGGGGGGGGCCCCUCGGAGCUCCGGAACCCUCUCGCUGUGGUCACUUACGGCACGACAUCGCCUCCACCGCCGCCGUCUCGGGCGGCUUGCACGGGACCCGUGGUUCGCAUCGACAUGCCAGACGACAGAGGCGACGCAACAGCGACGCCAGUCCUCAUGAACCAGCAGCCGCCUUCAUCAUCUUCAUCAUCUUCAUCAUCUUCAUCACCCCAGCAACAGCAGCAGCAGCAGCAGGCGUUUCUCUUCGCGCCGUGCCCUAAUGGUGGAGACGCACGCUUAUCUCAGCCGGCGGCGGACACAAAGGGCUGCGCCAAUCUCACGCCUCCGGGCCAUAGAUCCUCUCUGUCAGUCACGUUCAGUGGAGACCUGUAAAGACCUGUAGAGACUUCCCCCUGGGGGUUUCCAAGCGAUUCGCCCGCGGGUAGCAUGACUGUAAUUGAUAACCCCCUCCACCCCCUUUGUGUGGGGAUACACUCAAAACAUUCUCUUAGCAGCCCCUGCACCAGUGGGCGAGGCUGUCGAGCAUGCAGGCGGUGCAACUGCACUGAGGCCCCAGGCGCCAGAGGGGGCCCCAGGCGCCGGAGGGGGGCCCUCUUACACCAGGCUCCGAAGAGGGGAGAAGACAAGGAGGGAGAAGCGCAUUUCAUUCCUUGCAACAAGGCCCAUGCGGACCAUGCUACUCUAUGGCUGUGCUCUGGAUGUGUAAGCACGGUUGCCCAGGGCACGGUUGUCUGGAGAAGGGCGCUGCCCCGUGAAACGGACUUGGCUUGGUCGCAGAAGCCUGCCGGCCGGCCCUCUGCUCGAUGCGAACAGAUUCAGUUUGCAUUUGAUGGACGUUUCAAUGCAGAUUGACUUAAUUUUUUACAUUUAGAAGUGAGGUUUUGGAUUGCGUGUAAGAGUAACUGGUUGGUUUACUUCAGACCAUCGGUAGUAACAUGACAAGCGUAACUUAUGAAGCGUAGGCUUUUCAUUGAGGUGCAUGUGUUGUGGGUGAACGAAAAUGAAUGAAAGGAUGGGCAGCAUGUGUGAUGAGAUGAGUUUUGAUGACGUCCGAUGAGGUUGGAAGAGGUGCGACGAGGUGUCAUGAGGUUAGAUGAGGUGAGGGCUGGCUGAACAUAACGAGGUAACUGGUAUUUGCCAAACAUGGAAAUAUUAACAUUACCUGCAAAUUACUCGAUCGAGAUGCACAAAGCAACAUGGCCCCCUACUGCUAAAACUUGGCCGGACCGUCCAGAAAAAAAAAAUAAACAGUUUAUUGAGACUCGGUGAGGCUUUCUCGGGUAAACGGGCGCAAUGAUACAUAAUGCAGCCGUGCAGUGGAGUGUGAACAGUGGGUGGAGAGGCAGUGCCCAUUGUGCUCCGUGUACCGUGAUGCUAGUUUAUAGGCCUCUGCCAUCCCAUGCAGGAUGAAGGCCUCCCCAGGGUCGGUAACGGUGGGUGGCUUUCAUCACGCAUUGGAACCCCAGCCAGCCACACUCCUCGUACCCUGAGCUGAAAAGUCUGGCUAGCCGCGAAUACAGUGCAAAGCUUUGUAAUGCAUUCUCGAGCAACCUUCUAAACCUAACUUUAAAAACACUAAUAAAAUACAUAAAACAUAUUUUUGAUACAUUUACUAUACCCUGAAGACUAUGAAAUAAAAUAUAAAAAUAAAGCAUCGUGUUGCGUUCACA